Brachypodium distachyon (stiff brome) is the source of this 1579-nucleotide messenger RNA. RefSeq names its product inositol-tetrakisphosphate 1-kinase 4. The record is from RefSeq and is a predicted model, not a curated record. Bases 179 to 1264 code for a protein of 361 amino acids. Gene Ontology annotation, cellular component: cytoplasm. The transcript has a single exon. Gene Ontology annotation, molecular function: magnesium ion binding; inositol-1,3,4-trisphosphate 6-kinase activity; inositol-3,4,5,6-tetrakisphosphate 1-kinase activity. Gene Ontology annotation, biological process: inositol trisphosphate metabolic process. NCBI's taxonomy places the organism in Eukaryota, Viridiplantae, Streptophyta, Magnoliopsida, Poales, Poaceae.
UCAACCACGCAAAUGCCGAUUCCCUUUGUGAACAAAUUAAGUUUGCGGAGGAUAGUACGUAGAUGCCCAGUGCUGCCCUGAGUAUAAAAGGCAUGCGCGCCCUGCACGGGGCAAGAAGCCAAGAACAGGGGCCGACUACGACUAGUCGACUGCACACAAGCACACACAACACAAAGUCAUGGUGACCGAGCAGUCGUCCGCAGCCUCAGGGCCAGGCCCAGCUUACAGCUACACCAUCGGCUACGCGCUGCCGCCCAGCAAGGUGGAGAGCGUGAUCCAGCCGUCCCUGGUGUCGCUCGCGGCGGAGCGCGGCAUGCGGCUGGUGGCCGUGGACGCGUUGCGGCCGCUGGCAGAGCAGGGCCCCUUGGACCUCCUCAUCCACAAGCGCUACGACAAGCCAUGGCGCGCCCAGCUGGAGGCGUUCUCCGCGCUCCACCCAUCCGUCCCCGUCGUCGACCCCCCCGCCGCCAUCCUCCGCCUCGUCGACCGCCUCGCCAUGCUCGACGUCGUCUCCGAGCUCCACCCCGUCGCCGUCAACAGCGCGGCCGGUGCCCCCGCAGCAGAGUACUGCUUGUCCGUCCCCAACCAGGUCGCCGUCCACGACGCGGCCGCCCUCGCCUCCUACGGCGCGGAUCAAGAAGACCAUCCGCUCGGCGCGCUCCGGUUCCCGCUGAUCGCCAAGCCGCUGGCGGUGGACGGGAGCGCCGGCUCGCACGCCAUGUCGCUGGUGUACCGCCGGGAGGGCCUCCGGGAAGUCCAGGCCCCCGUCGUGCUCCAGGAGUUCGUCAACCACGGCGGCGUGCUCUUCAAGGUCUACGUGGUGGGCGGCCGCGCCACCUGCGUCAGGCGCCGCAGCCUGCCGGACGUGCCCGCGGAGCGCCUCCUGGACCUCGGCCAGGACGCCUCCGUGCCCUUCGCCAACAUCUCCAACCUGCCGCCCACAGCCGACAGUACCGCUGCGCCUGGCGGAGGCGCCGACGACAAGGGGGGCCCGAUCUGCGGCGACAACGAUGUCGAGAUGCCGCCCGCCUGCUUCGUCGACGAGGUCUCGCGCGGGCUGCGGCGGGCGCUGGGGCUGAAUCUGUUCAACUUCGACUUGAUCCGGGCGACGGAGCUCGACGGAGAUGGCCGGCGGAGGUACUUCAUCAUCGACAUCAACUACUUCCCAGGGUACGCCAAGAUGCCGGGCUACGAGACUGCUCUCACGGAUUUCUUCUCCGAGAUGCUUCGCGCUAGGCCCCCCGUUGACGAUGCGCACCUUUGACACGCCUCCAGCAUAGGUUCCGUCGCAGCCCACGUGCCGGGCAUCGACUUGGUAGCAGAAACGGAGCCGGCGGCGCAAACUCGAGCCUAGAUUUCGAUGCUGGCUUUGGUGGACUUUGGAGUUUGGAGCCCAUGUUUGACCGAGCGAUCAAAAUGACGUUGCUGAUUAACAAGGUUCCAACUAAGACACCAUGGCGGCAUCUCAUAAUUCUUUCUCAAAUGUACUUUGUGCUUACCCCUUAUUCGCUUAUUCCCCAGUCAAAUCAACUUGUUGCUCAUAAUAAUUCAUUUAUCCUUUCAUUAGAUAUUUACUUGC